Molecule: messenger RNA, 462 nt
Organism: Oppia nitens
Lineage: Eukaryota; Metazoa; Arthropoda; Arachnida; Sarcoptiformes; Oppiidae
Exons: 4
Coding region: 1-462 (153 amino acids)
Source: RefSeq, a predicted model, not a curated record
AUGUUCAUCAAUGGAUUUCAAUACAAUCUGUUUGAAUCUCUUACUCCCGAUGACUAUUCUGUGGCCAAUCGAUCGCAAAUCUAUCAAAGAGUUGGACACAUCAAUCAUACUAUUGAUCGGUUCAAUCGUAUGUCGGGUUUUGCCAAAAAUGUCAGCAAAAUAUAUGAACCGAUUGUCAAUAGAUUGACGGCUCGUUUCAGUGAACUAUUGAUGGAAAUUGAUUUACCAAAUGAUUGCAUGUCUUCGUUGAUAAAGUUAGGAUCGGCUGUGAAAGACAAGAAAAAAUGGGCACUAAAUUUUUUGCGGACAUUCCCAACACCUAAAUCUGGUUUAAUACAGGGAAGUACUUCACCGAUCGGUUAUGAUGAGUGCCUAAGUAUAGAAAGUACUAACGAUAUGAGUGGACAGUCUAUUAGAGGACAAUAUUGUUGGGUCGCUAAACAAAGAAAUAAAUUUUAUUAA